Molecule: messenger RNA, 1029 nt
Organism: Pseudophryne corroboree (corroboree frog)
Lineage: Eukaryota; Metazoa; Chordata; Amphibia; Anura; Myobatrachidae
Product: oocyte zinc finger protein XlCOF6.1-like
Exons: 2
Coding region: 1-873 (290 amino acids)
Biological process (GO): regulation of transcription by RNA polymerase II
Cellular component (GO): nucleoplasm
Molecular function (GO): RNA polymerase II cis-regulatory region sequence-specific DNA binding; DNA-binding transcription repressor activity, RNA polymerase II-specific
Source: RefSeq, a predicted model, not a curated record
AUGUCCUCAGGUGAGAAACCAUUUCCAUGCUCUGAGUGUGGGAAAUGUUUUACAUACAAAUCAGCUUUUGUUACACAUCAGAGAUAUCACACAGGUGAUAGGCCAUUUCCGUGUUCUGAGUGUGGAAAAUGUUUUAUACAAAAAUCACGUCUUGUUAUACAUGAGAGAAGUCACACUGGUGAAAAACCAUUUACAUGUUCUGAGUGUGGAAAAUAUUUUAUUAAAAAAUCAACUCUUGUUAUACAUGAGAGAAGUCACACUGGUGAGAAACCAUUUCCAUGUUCUGAGUGUGAGAAAUGUUUUAUAUAUAAGUCACAACUUGUUAGACAUGAGAGAAGUCAUACAGGUGAGAAACCAUUUCCAUGUUCUGAGUGUGGAAAAUGUUUUAUUAAAAAAUCAACUCUUGUUAUACAUGAGAGAAGUCACACAGGUGAGAAACCAUUUCCAUGUUCUGAGUGUGGGAAAUGUUUUAUAGAUAAGUCACAACUUGUUAUACAUCAGAGAAGAAUUCACAUAGGUGAAAAACCAUUUCCAUGUUCUGAGUGCGGGAAAUGUUUUACACAGAAAUCAGAUCUUGUUAAACAUCAGAGAAUUCACACAGGUGAAAAACCAUUUCCAUGUUCUGAGUGUGGGAAAUGUUUUAUACAGAAAUCAGAUCUUGUUAGACAUGAGAGAAAUCACAAAGGUGAGAAACCAUUUCCAUGUUCUGAGUGUGGGAAAUGUUUUGUACAGAAAUCAGAUCUUGUUACACAUGAGAGACGUCACACAGGUGAGAAGCCAUUUCCAUGUUCUGAGUGUGGGAAAUGUUUUGCACACAAAUCACAUCUCGUUAGACAUGAGAAAAGUCACACAUAUUCUGAGUUUGAGAAGUAAAUCAGCUCUUUUUCACACAAUAGACAUCACACAGGUGAGAAACCUUUAUUAUCUCAUCAUCACCAUGCAAUGUUCCUCAAGGUCCUGUCCUAUCUCCUAUGCUUUUUGCAAUAUACCUGCUGCUACUGAGUGAAACAAUCAGACGUCAUGCCCUGG